UGCUCGGUCGCCGGAUGCAGCAAGCGUGCACGGUCUCAGGACCUCUGCAUUGCGCAUGGUGGUGGCCGUCGGUGCAUGGUGGAGGGGUGCGAGAAGAGCAGCCAGGGAGGCAACAUGUGCAUCAAGCACGGAGGAGGUAAGCGCUGCAAACAUCCAGGAUGCGACAAGGCGGCGCAGACCAACUCGCUGUGCAAGGCACACGGUGGAGGUCCGCGAUGCCAGUUCCCAGGCUGUACGAAGAGCUCUCAAGGCGGUGGUUUCUGCCGAGCACACGGAGGAGGCAAGCGUUGCGCCGCCGAGGGCUGCAACAAAGGGACGCAGCGAGGGGACUUCUGCGCGUUGCACGGCGGCUCCCGCUUCUGCGAGGUCCCAGGCUGCAUGCGCAACGACCGCGGCGGAGGCUUUUGCGCGCACCAUGGCGGAGGCAAGCGAUGCAGCAUCGCCAACUGCAACCGCUCCUGCAGGAGGAACGGGCUGUGCUCAACGCACCUGCGU
This is a messenger RNA of Phytophthora sojae, 495 nucleotides long. RefSeq lists its product as hypothetical. The record is from RefSeq and is a predicted model, not a curated record. The annotation marks the transcript as partial. The transcript has a single exon. NCBI's taxonomy places the organism in Eukaryota, Oomycota, Peronosporomycetes, Peronosporales, Peronosporaceae.